This is a messenger RNA of Opisthorchis viverrini, 877 nucleotides long. RefSeq lists its product as hypothetical. The transcript has 2 exons. The record is from RefSeq and is a predicted model, not a curated record. NCBI's taxonomy places the organism in Eukaryota, Metazoa, Platyhelminthes, Trematoda, Opisthorchiida, Opisthorchiidae. Bases 19 to 633 code for a protein of 204 amino acids. Gene Ontology annotation, molecular function: protein binding.
CGCCAGCAGUGAGGGAAGAUGACCAUGCAGAACGAUUUCAGUGAUGGAAUCAGGCACAGGAAGGCGUCGUCAACAAAGGCUUGGGAGUCAAAUAUUUCGCCCUUUGGACCUUCUUCUGGCUCUUUCAGAAAGAAGAAUUCUUCGGUUUAUGUGCCCUAUGUGGACCGAGUGAACUUUGCAAGGCGUAAGAAGCCAGGAAGCUGGACAACUGUUUUCAUUGAAGUUACGUUGAUUGUUGCUGCCCUGUCCGGCGCGGUUCUCGCUUACCUCUACGCUGAUGAGCUGCACCUGAAUAUUACUCGGUUCUAUGCUAAAAUGGGGUCAACGCAAGCACAAAAUUUGCUGAGUCAACAUUUGCUACAAGGAGCACAAACCGAAGACGAAAUCCAGGAGGCUGUGUAUUGGCUGCGAAAGGCUGCAAAAAAGGGAGACCCAUUGGCCAACUACAAUUUGGUUGUGGCACAUCUGAAGCAGCAUGCAGAAACCGAAGGACUGACAAUGGAUGAAGUCAAACGAAUGAUGGACCACGCUGGGGCUCAUGGAGUGCAACAGGCCAAACAGUUUUUGGGUGACUGCAAGAAGCAUACAAAAUGUGCAUGGUUGUCCAAUAAGCUCGCGAAGCGUCAAAAAUGAUCUUCCCGAGGCCUGAAGGAAAACAUAGUAACUUAAUCUAAAUUUGACUCUGUGUAUUCCUCCCUCUGACUGACUGUCUGUUCACGAAAUUUGUGGUAAAUCUCUGUCACUUACUUUUCGAGGACUGCUACCUGUGUUACUGUCCUGGUUCCUCGUGGAUCUGUCCAGAUUUUGCACCAUUUCAGCAUCAUUAUUCUGAUUUUUCAAUUUAUCCACCAGUGCUUGUAGUUCAUUCACGCGCUUC